Aplosporella prunicola CBS 121167 is the source of this 837-nucleotide messenger RNA. RefSeq lists its product as uncharacterized. NCBI's taxonomy places the organism in Eukaryota, Fungi, Ascomycota, Dothideomycetes, Botryosphaeriales, Aplosporellaceae. Bases 1 to 837 code for a protein of 278 amino acids. Gene Ontology annotation, cellular component: proteasome core complex. The transcript is spliced from 3 exons. The record is from RefSeq and is a predicted model, not a curated record.
AUGAACCACCUCCCUCACGCCUGGGGCCGUCCCAGAGACGACGUCUACGGCGCCUACGACCACUCCUACCUCCAGAACAGCGGCCCCAUCCAGCACACCCAACAACCCAUCGUGACGGGUACCAGCGUCGUGGCGGUUAAGUACAAGGAUGGCGUCGUCAUUGCGGCGGAUAACCUGGCAUCAUAUGGUUCGCUCGCGCGCUUCACCGACGUCAAGCGUCUGCGCAAGUUCAACGAGCGCGCCGUCAUCGGCUUCGGCGGCGACGUCUCGGACAUGCAAUACCUGGACCGGCUGCUGACGUCCGUGUCAAUCCGGGAAGACUACAACGCCGCGCAAGGGUCGAGCGACGCCACGGAGGGCGAGGACGCAUCGACGGAGACCAACAACACGCCGACGCUGCACGCCAAGAACCUGCACACGUACCUCAGCAAGGUGCUGUACAAGCGGCGCUCCGACUUCAACCCGCUCUGGAACCACGUGCUGGUGGCCGGCCUGGACGGCGAGGCGCGCCCCUUCCUCGCGAGCGCCGACCUGCUGGGCACGACGUUCAGCGCGCCCGCCCUGGCCACGGGCUUUGGCGCGCACCUGGCCGUGCCCGUCCUGCGCCGCGUCGUGCCGGACGAAAAGGCCGCGGAGCAGCUGACGCGCGAGCAGGCUAUCCAGACUGUCAAGGACUGCAUGAAGGUGCUGUUUUACCGCGACGCGCGCAGCUUGGACAAGUACAGCAUUGCGGUUGUCGAGGCCGCCGGCGUCGAGCUCAAGGAGAACGAGAAGCUCGAGAACCAGAGCUGGGAGUUUGCCGAGCGUAUUCGUGGCUACGGCACCCAGGUCAACUAA